Molecule: messenger RNA, 1050 nt
Organism: Phodopus roborovskii (desert hamster)
Lineage: Eukaryota; Metazoa; Chordata; Mammalia; Rodentia; Cricetidae
Gene: Rnf175
Product: ring finger protein 175
Cellular component (GO): Golgi membrane; endoplasmic reticulum membrane
Molecular function (GO): ubiquitin protein ligase activity; metal ion binding
Source: RefSeq, a predicted model, not a curated record
AUGGUGGUCCUGCGCUCCGGAGGAGGCACUGCCUUGAGCUGCCACUGCCAGGUCGCCCUUCCCACCACCACCGGCUUGGCUCCCACGAAUGACCCGAGGGCACGGCCCUUGCAGUCUCUGCCUUAUGCUCUCUGCGGGGAUCCAGCGCCCGCUGCGACGAUCAUGGCGGCCCUCAGGGCGGCAGCCGAGCUGGAGGUGCCCCAGCUGCUCGAGCAGGGAGCUGGUACAGGUAGGGCAUGCAGCCUGAAGUAGGAGAAGAUGCUUCAGAUGCACCAGGACCACGGGGCCUCCAGAGUGGAGACGAUCUUGAUCUUCUCUGCCCUGAUCACCGUGCAGGCGAUGCUGGUGCAGGGGAGACAGAGGCACAGCCGCUCAUACAGCCUGCUGACCUUGCUGCAGAGGUGAGUUGUCUCUUUGUAUGUCAUGAAGCUCUGCUGGUGGCGGUUUCUGUCUAUAUGGACAAUAUUCUACAUUGCUUCUAGCUACAGGCUCUUCAGAGCUACAAGUAAACCACUCUCAGGGCAAGCACCCAGAUUGGUCUACAAAUGGUUUCUCCUAAUCUGUAAGAUCAGCUAUGCAUUUGGUGUAGUGGAUUAUUUGGCUAUCAUGUUUAUAAUGUAUGGAUUUAAUCUCAUAUUAAAAAUCAAAUCUAGAGAUUGCGGGUUUGGCCUUGGAUCCUUGUUCUACGGCCUUUAGUAUAGGAUAAUGGGGCGAUACUUUGCUGAGAUCUGCUCAGACUACAUGGCAUGUACUAUAGGAUUCUACAGUGUCAGCCGGAUGCCCACCAGGAGUCUAUCCAGCGAUAUCGUGUGUGCAGUCUGUGGGCAGAUCUUUGUGGCACUUGACAAAGAAGGGCUCAUUGUAAACACCUAUGAGAGGUCAUGUGGACACCUCUUUCAGGAAUUCUGCACCCGAGGCUGGCGUGCUAUCGGGAAAAAAAAAAAAAAAAAAAAAAAAAAACAGACAUGUCCUUACUGCAAAGAGAAGGUUGACCUGAAGAGGAUGAUUGGCAACCCUAUCCUUCUAGAAAUGUGCAAAAUACAAGCUUAA